UCGCCGGCGUGUGGCCCGGGGCGGGGCGCUCGGCGCGUCGGGGGCAGGGUCCCCGCGGACCGGCCUCGGUCCCGCCCUCCGAGGCGGCGGCAGAGCAGCCGGAGCGGCAGCCGACCGAGCCCAUCCUGCGCCCCUGCUCCCGGCUGCGCCCUCCUAGUUAGCUGCGUCCCCGCUCCCGGCGGCCGGCCUCAUCCCCCGCCAUGCGGCCAGCCGGGCUGUGCGGGGCCGCGCCGCUCGCUGCCGUCGCCCUCCUGGCGCUGGGGGUUCCCCCAGCGCUGGCCGGUGAGGACUGCCUGUGGUACGUGGACCGCAACGGCUCCUGGCACCCGGGCUUCAACUGCGAGUUCUUCACCUUCUGCUGCGGGACCUGCCACCAGCGGUACUGCUGCCGGGACCUGAGCCUUCUCAUCACCGAGCGGCAGCAGAAGCACUGCCUGGCCUUCAGUCCCAAGACCAUAGCAGGCAUCGCCUCGGCUGUCAUCCUUUUUGUGGCUGUGGUUGCCACCACCAUCUGCUGCUUCCUCUGCUCCUGCUGCUACCUGUACCGCCGGCGCCAGCAGCUGCACAGCCCAUUUGAAGGCCAGGAGAUUCCCAUGACAGGCAUCCCAGUGCAGCCAGUGUACCCGUACCCCCAGGACCCCAAAGCUGGCCCUGUACCCCCCGAGCCUGGCUUCAUGUACCCACCUAGUGGUCCUGUUCCCCAGUACCCACCCUACCCGGCGGGGCCCCCGAUCUACAACCCUGCAGCUCCUCCCCCCUAUAUGCCACCGCAGCCCUCCUACCCAGGAGCCUGAGGACCCAGUCUGCUGCCCCUCAGUCACGCCCUCUCCUGCAUCUGCAUCUGGCCCUGGGGGUGGGCAGGGGUCUUCCACGCACCAGGCCCCAGACCAAGCCCAGCCCUGGGCCCAACGGGGGACAGAGCCCCAGGAAGUGGAACAGGAGCUGAGCUGGACCUUGGCUGUGAAUGGGGGGGGUGGGGAGGGCUUGGGAUUGGUGGACUGUUUUUACUGGGGCAAGGGAAGGACAUGAAAGCCCGGUCACAGCCCCUGCUCUCUGUUAGUCCCUCCACUCCCAGGAAAGCUGGUCCCCCACCCCAUCUGCCCACUGUGGGCUGGGGUAGGGCAGGGAGGGGGCUCCAUCAGCAGUGGGCAGAAGCCCCCCUUGUGGCAGCCCCACUAGCCAGGGCUCCGGUCUGCUGGAUUAAAGCUGUAAAGAGGU
Molecule: messenger RNA, 1218 nt
Organism: Ceratotherium simum simum (southern white rhinoceros)
Lineage: Eukaryota; Metazoa; Chordata; Mammalia; Perissodactyla; Rhinocerotidae
Gene: SHISA4
Product: shisa family member 4
Source: RefSeq, a predicted model, not a curated record